UCAUAUUCGGUUCGUGACAACCGAAAGAAGUGCAAACGCCGGUUCUGCUGCUGUAACACGCAGGGGUGGCACCACCAGCGACCACAAGAAGACUCGCUGCGACGACGAGGCGAGCAAUCCGAGCGACGAUUUGCUUCUACGAUUCACCAGAAACCGCGGGCGUUGUUUGUUUGGGAGGCCCAGCAAUCAGCACCCACCCACCUCGCCAGUGACCAGGCUUCCCAGUGCAUCGGCUCAACCUGACGUCGCUCAUCUUACCGACCGGGAUUUGCUUGGGGGGAGAUUUGGGGACAUGACAGGUUGUUGGCCCAUUCGCUGAACGCACUCGGACCACGCCAGAAAACUUCGCUCGUGUUGCUGCUGGUUCUGCUGCCCUCACGCGUGGCAGUGGCAGCGACAAGAUGCGGGUCUGUGGAGGACACGGGAGUGGAACUGAUCUCACGCUGCCUGGUCUCACGUUGCACGGCAGGCAAUAGCUCGGCGGAGCACAGCACCACACGCGGCGGCCAGGUGCCAGGGUGGAGAGGGCACCGGAGAAGAGGGCGGACGCGCGCUGGCGGCGGCGGGCAAGGCAGAAGAGGCAAUAUGCCGGCACACGUCGUGGAGGAGCAGCGAGCAUGGCAGCCCGAGCGCUCAAUGGCCGUUGCCGAAGCGCUGAAGGAGGCCAUGGGCGACAACAAUGCCGCCAUGCAUGACGCACCAGAUCAGCCUCGCAGCAUGGCGCUGCGGAGCCCACGAGACGUGCCGUCACCAGAACCACAUCUGCCACUCCGGAAGUCGUCUGCUGCGAACCGAAUGCAAGCUAGGAAAGGACCCAUACCGCAUCCCAUCUUUCUCCCCUCACACAAUCAUCAACUACGAGGCUUUGGGCCGAGCCCAGUCCAGCCAAUGCCACACGUCAAUGACGUGCAAGCCAGCUCCGAACACGCUUUCGCCGGUCGAGAGCAGAGACGGCCGUACAAGCCUGCCGUAGCUGUGCUGGAGAGCCAGCAGCAGGUACUGCAGUAUACCAACGACCAUCCUCAGUUCCCACCUUAUACCGCCCCCGGCAUCCCACGACCGCCCUCGAGCCCCUUCGAUUCUCCUACUCUUGGAUCGCAAGAUGCCUACUCGCGGAAGCCACCUCAAAACCUGCGGCAUGCGACGAGCGUUGGCGAUGGCCUGCGAAACAUCCGCAACAGGAUGUCGAACAGAGCUCGGCCUGGGCAGCCAAACGGUUCGCCCGGUGGAUUGACACCGGACGCACACUCGACUCGUGCGAGUCCUGCACUGCCGGUAGAUGAGGUGCGGGAUUCAUUUCGUUCGGCACUCACGAGUCAUUCCAGUUUCGGGCAUGCGAGCAGCGUUCUGACGACUCAGACAACCCAUACUAGCUUGAGCUCCACGACCGACAACGAUUUUGUCAAAAUCAGAACCACCGACUACGACGAAGAAGGCGGCCUCACCGAUCUGGACAUGUCUGUAGACGACGUGCUCGGCAUGUACGAGGAUGGCUUCGAGUCCGGCACAGGAAGCGUACGUCCUUCACCGCGACCAAGCAUGCAAAGUGCACGAAGGCCCAGUCUAGAGGCAAGACCCGGCUCAAUAAAAUCGGCCCAGAUACCGGCGAGGCGCAGCUUGGAUACAAUGUCUGUGAAGUCGCUUGAUCGCCCGCAAUCCCAGCCAAGACCUACGUCUUUGGCACCGAAGCGACCUUUCGCAGCACAUCGUCGAUCUCAGAGCGCCAGCAUUCUGAUCAUGGGUGUCAAUGCCAACCGCGCAUCAGUUCGUGGUGUUAGCCCGGCCGCUACACCACCUGUGCCUUCCGACGAGAAAAAGCCCACGGAGCGUACAUCAGAGCAAAUAAUGUCUGGCCAAAACCUUGAAUCUCGACCCACGACAGGCGCGUUCCAGGCGAGGCUUCGCGACAGAUAUGGCUUUAAGAAGACAUCACACUACAUCACACUGGAGCAGUAUGAAGCCUGGGACAGAGACUACACUGCAUAUUUGGAACGGCGACGCAAAAAGUGGUAUGCUAUGAUGCAUCAAUAUGGCUAUGAGACGUCUCCCGCGAUACGGUUUCCACAGAAGAGCGACAAGGUUAAGCGCUACGUCCGCAAGGGCAUACCACCCGAGUUCCGAGGUGCAGCGUGGUGGUAUUACGCACGAGGGCCGCGGGAAUUGUCCAAAAAUCCAAUGAUAUAUGUUGAAUUAAGGCAGAGGGUGGAAGACGGAGAGCUGACCGACAACGACCGGGAGCACAUCGAAAGAGAUCUGCACAGGACGUUUCCGGAUAACGUGCGUUUCAAGCCCGAUCCGACCACGAUGCACGAUGCACAGGCUGGAGCUGGUGGUGGCACCCCAGUCAAGGAGGGAAGUGCGCUCAGAAAUGAAGUGUCGGCAUCGGGACCGGCCGACACACCUGUACAAGGCUCUCCGAGAAGUGUAACCAGGAAGAAGCGCCACACUGACGAACCAGAAACACCGAUACUUCAGUCACUGCGCAGAGUACUGCAAGCCUUCGCUGUGCACAACCCCAAAGUUGGGUACUGCCAAUCCCUCAACUUCAUCGCCGGCCUUCUUUUACUCUUCCUUAGCAAAGAUGACUCUGACCUCGAAGAAGCCGAGACGAAGGCUUUCAUCCUGCUCAACAUCGUUACCACGCAGCAUCUUCCCGACACGCAUGGUAUUACUCUGGAAGGCGCCAACAUUGACAUAGGAGUACUGAUGUCCUGUAUCAGAGACUCACUUCCUGCCAUCUGGGCCAAACUUGACGAUCAGAAAGAGAUCAAUGCCAUUGGCGCUGCGGCUACCAUGGCCGGCGGCAUCGGUGGGCUGCGUCUUCCCACGGUCAGCUUGGCCACUACUGCGUGGUUCAUGUCACUCUUCGUGGGUACCCUUCCCAUCGAAUCAGUUCUCAGAGUCUGGGACUGUCUGUUCCUCGAUGGCUCCAAGACCUUGUUCCGAAUAGCGUUGGCAAUCUUCAAGGCUGGCGAGUCAGCAAUCAUGAAAGUCAGUGAUCCCAUGGAGAUCUUCCAGGUUGUGCAGACGAUCCCUAGGAGUAUGUUGGAUGCCAACUCCCUCCUCGAUGUCUGCUUUCGGAGGCGUGGAGGUUUUGCAAGCAUCAGUCAGGAUGUGGUGAACCGCCGCAGGAGAGAACGUCAGAGGUUGGUGCAGGAGGGGAUCAUGAAGCAAGGGCUUGGCGCGAAGAGCGAAGAUAUGGUGAGGAGGAUGCGAACGCGGUUAAAAACUCGCGGCGGCAUGAGAGUGGGAACCAACUGAGUUGGAAUAUUCUUUAAGCGAGGCGUUCGGGAGUCAGGAGACUUGUGGUUUUCGAGGGUCUGAAAGGAAAAGGAUGGUGGUCAUGGAGAACGUAUAUUGAACGGCCGUAAUCAUGUCAAAGGGAAGGCGGGAAGGCUGAACACAGGCAGAGACGGCAGGCGCUGCGCUGGACUCGCUUUGCCAUGAAUAUGCUGACCGAGACAUAGUGCAAAAAUGUUGAACUUACAACCUG
Cercospora beticola is the source of this 3493-nucleotide messenger RNA. RefSeq lists its product as uncharacterized. The record is from RefSeq and is a predicted model, not a curated record. Lineage: Eukaryota; Fungi; Ascomycota; Dothideomycetes; Mycosphaerellales; Mycosphaerellaceae.